CGCGCGCGCGCGAGGGCGGGAAUCCUAGAAGGGCCGCGGGCGGUGGCUGUGACAGUUGCGGUCGCCGCGCGAGGACUGGCGGAGCCGUGCGCUGAGGAGAAGGUCUGAAGGAAAGAAGCGUUGUUGCUGGGUCGGCUGCGAGCGCGAUGCAGACGCUGAAGCAGAAGCAUCACCCCUUCUGCUUCAGCGUGAAAGGCCAAGUGAAGAUGCUGCGGCUGGCACUAACUGUGACAUCUAUGGCUUUUUUUAUCAUUGCACAAGCCCCUGAACCGUACAUUGUCAUCACUGGAUUUGAAGUCGCUGUUAUUUUCUUUUUCAUAAUUUUAUAUAUGCUGAGACUGGAUCGAUUAAUAGACUGUUUGUUUUGGCCUUUGCUUGAUAUUAUCAACUCAAUGGUAACAGCAGUAUUCAUGAUAAUCAUAUCUGUGUUGGCACUGAUACCAGAAACUACAACAUUUAUAGUCCUUGGAGGGGUGUUUGGACUCCUGGCAGCAGUGUGCUGUAUUGCCGACGGGGCCCUCAUUUACCGGAAACUUCUAUUUAAUCCAAGUGGUCCUUAUCAAAAAAAACCUAUUCAUGACAAAAUGUAAGUUUUGUGAUUUUAUAUUACUUUUUAGUUGAUGCUAAGUAUUAAAUAUAUUUCUUUAUUCUUUCA
Molecule: messenger RNA, 655 nt
Organism: Panthera uncia (snow leopard)
Lineage: Eukaryota; Metazoa; Chordata; Mammalia; Carnivora; Felidae
Product: chemokine-like factor
Exons: 4
Coding region: 147-590 (147 amino acids)
Cellular component (GO): membrane
Source: RefSeq, a predicted model, not a curated record